Fopius arisanus is the source of this 2240-nucleotide messenger RNA. RefSeq names its product glucose dehydrogenase [FAD, quinone]-like. The coding region runs from base 269 to 2236 and encodes 655 amino acids. NCBI's taxonomy places the organism in Eukaryota, Metazoa, Arthropoda, Insecta, Hymenoptera, Braconidae. The transcript has 3 exons. The record is from RefSeq and is a predicted model, not a curated record. Gene Ontology annotation, molecular function: flavin adenine dinucleotide binding; oxidoreductase activity, acting on CH-OH group of donors.
GUGGGGUUCAUCGAGUUUGAAUUGAUCAUUUAUCGUUUGCUAACGCUCAGUGUAAGUAAUUGGCACGGGCAAGAACUCAAUUACGAAUUCGUCGAUUCUAUUCAGUUUCUAUUCAGUGAAUAGUGAGCAAUUUUUUAAAAGGGAUUAAUGAUGAAAUCUAUGGACUGUAAUAGAAAAAAUUUCCUCCGAAAAAUUGGUCGGAUUAAAUAGAGGACCGGCAGCAGAGCAAAGUAUUUAGGAAAACAUAUAUCAUUGGAUAGAUAGAGGAAUGGCACCAAAAAAUAUACCUCUAAGGUCCAUUACCUUUUUGGUGUUUUUACUAUGGACAGUUGGCUCAACGAAUGCCUCAAUCCUGACAAAUAUAUUGGAAAAUAUAAACGAAUAUUUGCGCGGUUCUUCAUCCCAUUCCGCACAGAUAACUUACAGAUCUGGUGAUUUUCAAGAGACAGAGAAGUAUUCAUACGAUUUUAUCAUCAUAGGGGCUGGUUCUGGAGGAUCCGUUGUGGCAAACCGCCUGUCUGAGAUUGCACAUUGGAAUAUUCUACUGCUGGAGGCAGGAGGAGAUGAGAUUUUUUUGACUGAUAUACCACUUUUGGCUCCUGUAAUGCACAUAACGUCUUACAAUUGGGGCUACAAGACCGAGCCGCGGCGAAAAAAUGUCGAUGGCACCGGUGGAUAUUGUUUGUCUAUGAUAAACGGUCGCUGCAACUGGCCUAGAGGUAAAGCGGUUGGUGGAACAUCAGUAAUAAACUUCAUGAUCCACUCACGAGGAUCUAAAAAUGAUUUCGAUGAAUGGGCAGCCAUGGGAAAUCGAGGAUGGAGCUACGAAGAAAUUUUACCCUAUUUUCAUAAGUCAGAAAAAGCACACUUGGUAGAGGACGAGCGUCGAGGAGUUAAUGCAUCGAUUUAUGGAAAAAAAGGAUAUCUCGAUGUGACAACACCAUCUUGGAGAUCAGUCCUUAGCGAUGCAUUCCUCGAGGCCGGGGAACAAUUGGGUUACAGAAUAAAGGACUCUAAUGAUGGCGACCCUAUGGGAUUUGGAAUCAGCAAAACUAACAUCAGAGGUGGUGGUCGUGUGAGCGCUGCUAAGGCCUUUAUCAAGCCCAUCAGACAUCGCAGCAACUUCCACCUCUCUAGGUUCUCCCGAGUAACGAGAAUAAUUAUUAAUCCAGAAACCAAAACGGCAACUGGAGUUGAGUUUGUGAGGGACUCCAAGACGUACGUCGUCGAGGCGAGGAAGGAAAUUAUUUUGAGCGCAGGAAGUCUCAAUUCACCUCAACUUCUGAUGCUUUCGGGGGUCGGGCCACAGAAUCAUCUGACCAAUCUCGGUAUUCAAAUCAUCCAGGAUCUUCCUGUUGGUCAUAAUCUUCAGGAUCACGUCAGCAUGGCCGCAUUGACAUUCCUAGUUAAUGACAGUGUGACAAUUGUCGAACCGAGAAUCGCCAGCAAUUAUAAAAAUACAUUUGACUAUUGGAUCAGGGGUACGGGUCCAUUUACGGUACCUGCAGGUGCCGAGGCCCUCGCAUUCAUCGACACGCAGGCAACUAAUCACUAUGUACAUAAGAGAUUCACUAAUUAUGAUAGCAAAAUUACUCCAAGAAAUGACAUGGACGGAGAACCUGAUAUUGAAUUAGUCUUUGGUAUCGGUUCCAUGGCGGGUGAUGCCUCGGGUGUGAUGCGUAGUAUUUUUGGAUUACCCGAUGAUUGGUAUGACAAAGUCUUCAAACAAUACGAGGGUCAGGAUGGAUUCAGCAUUGUUCCCGUUUUACUGCACCCCAAGAGCCGCGGCCGUGUCACCCUCAGGAGCUCCAAUCCCUUCCAUUCGCCCAUUCUUCAAGCUAAUUACUUUGAUAAUAACGAGGAUUUGCAAACAAUAGUCCGAGGAAUUAAGAAGGCUAUUGAAGUUGCGUCAACACGUGCCUUCGAGAAAUACAAUGCAACUCUUCUACCGGUUAAAUUUCCUGGCUGUACAGAUUUGGAUUUUCAGUCAGAUAAAUACUGGGCCUGUGUGUCACGUCAGGUUUCAACAACUUUAGGCCAUUUUGUUGGAACGUGCAAAAUGGCGCCGCGGGAGGCAGACGGUGUUGUUGAUGAACGAUUGAAGGUUUAUGGAGUUAAAAAACUUCGGGUUGUCGAUGCCAGUGUUAUGCCAUUGUUGGUAUCCGGGCAUACAAAUGCUCCUACUUAUAUGAUUGGAGAAAAAGCAAGUGACAUGAUUAAGGAGGACUGGCUCUAGUGAC